Messenger RNA from Centrocercus urophasianus (Greater sage-grouse), 2048 nucleotides. RefSeq names its product cell growth regulator with ring finger domain 1 (gene CGRRF1). The transcript is spliced from 6 exons. The record is from RefSeq and is a predicted model, not a curated record. Gene Ontology annotation, biological process: negative regulation of cell growth. Bases 62 to 1090 code for a protein of 342 amino acids. NCBI's taxonomy places the organism in Eukaryota, Metazoa, Chordata, Aves, Galliformes, Phasianidae.
CUGGCCGGUAGCCUGUGCGGUGGGGCGGGCGGCUGGGCUCGGCUGGCUGCCGGUCGGCCUUAUGGCCACUGUGUUUCUCGUCACACUCUAUGAGUACUCGCCGCUUUUCUACAUCACGGUGGUGUUCGUUUGUUUCCUCGUCACCAGCGGCCUUGUGCUGGGCUGGUUCGGUUUGGGUGUUCCUGUUAUUCUCAGAAACUCAGAAGAAGCAGAAUCCAGCACCAGAGUACUGAAGAAGCAGAUGAGACAAGUGAAGAAUCCUUUUGGUUUAGAAAUCUCUCAUCCUGACACAGCUUCAGUAAAAAAGGGUGUGACACUGACACCUGACUGUCUGGAAGAUUGUGUUCUUACCUGCUACUGGGGCUGCAGUGUUCAAAAACUCCACGAGGCGUUGCAAAAACACGUCUACUGCUUCAGAAUAAAUACUCCUCAGGCCUUAGAGGAUGCUCUGUACGACGAAUAUCUCUAUCGACAGCAAUACUUCAUCAAAAAAAAUGACAGGGAAGAAAAAUAUUGUCAGCUACCAGAAGAUGCUCAAGUUGUCGAUUUUGGCCCAGUGCCUCGACUUUGCUAUCCUCUGAUAGCACUGCUGACAUUAGCUGAUGAAGAAGACAGGGAAAUAUAUGAUAUUAUUUCAAUGGUGGCUGUCAUUCAUGUUCCUGACGAGAGCUACAGACUUUCCUGCAGAAUAUUAUAUCAGUACCUGCUUCUAGCUCAAGGCCAGUACCAUGAUCUGAAGCAGCUCUUCAUGUCUGCAAAUAGUCCUACACCACCUUCGUGUGGUACCUCUCCAGAUGAGAGAAGCACAGACAGAAGCUUGCUGGAAAAAGCCGGACUGGCUGAAGACGAACCAGAAUUGCAUGAAGAAAACAGUAAAGACUGCGUUGUGUGCCAGAAUGGCACAGUGAACUGGGUGCUCCUGCCCUGCAGGCACACGUGCUUGUGCGAUGGCUGCAUUAAGUAUUUUCAGCAGUGUCCCAUGUGUAGGCAGUUUGUUCAAGAGUCUUUCCCACUCUGCAGUAAAAAGGAGCAAGAUGAAGAUGAAUCAACCCAGAUCUCGCAAGAUGUUCAUCCUGGAAGAGUUUUUUAAUGGAGACAAAAAUAAAAGGAUUGGGUUGUAUGCACCAAGGUUAAAUGUAGAGAACAGACUGUUUAUGGGAGGAUAUCUAGCAUUAACUUGUACAGUUUUGCUUUUCACUGCUAGGCAAUUUUCAGCUUCCUUAUGUGUCUUCGCUCCAUAUGCUCGCAGGAACAUUACAUUUCUCUGCAAUGUGGACAGAAGAAGUGCGUAGGACCUACUUGAAGGAUGGGAUUAUUUUUAUAGCUUCUUACUAAUUUUUCAUGGAGUACUACUGCAGGCUAUUUUGAUUACUAAAUUUAGCUUUAUCUACUUGCAAACAAAACUUGCAAGUGAAGUUGAAGUGAAUAAGCUGUGAAUGACACAGCUUAUUCUAUAUUUAUUAUAUUUAAAAUAUUAGAGCUUUAUGUCAUCUUAAUUCCUUAUAAUUUAGAAACCUGGCACUUUACAGAGCGUGACAAAUGAAGGAAAGGCUACAUUCUUUGUAGUCAAACCCAUGCAUAUUUAUUCUGUAGACAAAGGCUGUAGUGUGACAGGAGCUGGAAGGAGAAGUUGUUCAGGACACUGUUUGGGGCUAUUUUGAAAUGAUGUGCAUGUGAAGGGCCUGAGCCAAAGCCCAGUGGAAGGAGUGCAAAGGGUUCUGUUGCUAUUUGUUGCCUUGAACUAAACCUUGCUGACACUUUCAAGCCUGAGCUGCUACUACUAUGUCAUCUUGCAACAGAUUUUCAAUCUUCUGGCAAUGGCUGCAAGAACUUGUUCUCCAUACAAAUGUUAGUUAAUUACUCCAUGGAGUUACUUGAGCAGUUCUGCUGUGCUAUUCUUAUACCAGCUGCCUGCUUGGGGAAUUUCCAAUUCUGUUUACUUGCGUUGUCAGAUUGGAUGAACAGUUGACCAUUACUUUUCCUUUUAUCAGUAGUCCCAGGCCAUUUGCUUACUCUAAUAAAGAAAGAAGCUAAAGAAUUGUUGAAAA